Messenger RNA from Drosophila mauritiana, 1037 nucleotides. RefSeq lists its product as uncharacterized. NCBI's taxonomy places the organism in Eukaryota, Metazoa, Arthropoda, Insecta, Diptera, Drosophilidae. The transcript has 2 exons. The record is from RefSeq and is a predicted model, not a curated record. Bases 348 to 878 code for a protein of 176 amino acids.
AUUCCAUAUAUUAUUCUAUAUAUAAGAAUAAUGUUAUUACUAUUUUUUAGUUAUGUUUGCCCUCUUCAUUCAUAUACAGGCAACGAAAAAGUUUUUAAAAUAUUUAAUAUAUUUAAUAUUUUCUGAUUGAUGCCUUUGAACAAUGACCUUUCGAAGUUUCUCAGUGAUGGAAAUGAUAGCAGCUAUUUAUUUAUUAUUUUUUUCAAACACUGCCCGGGUGCACAUAUUUUUUUAUAUGUGCAUCGUUACCCUGCUCUCCCGUUUAAUUGCCCCUUUUGCAUUGAAUUGUUUGGCGCCCACGUCUGGGCGAAUCGGUCGCUUUAUCAUCUCGGACCCAUCUUGGUCAAAUGGCAUUUUGCGGUGGUUUUUUCUUUGCCGAUUUUCCUCGCUUUUUGUGCCCCAGCGAAGAUUUACAGAUUUCGCCACUGAGUUCGAACUGCUUAACUUGGCUUUGUGUAAUUGGCGCUACAAACGCGACUCCGAAAAACUCGAUCCGCGAUCCAUAUGCGUACUCCACCAUGGCUGGACCUGCCCCCCUUUGGGCCGUGUGUCCCCUGUUUACAGAGUUGCUGACAUACCACCAUGCAAAGGCUGCCACUACAGUGAACUGUGACCACAAGGACCUGGAUCGGGGGUGUCUGGGCCGACUGCCUCGACUGGCGACGACAGCAACACGAUGUAAGACAACUAAAUUAAGUUAUUGUUUCUUGGCCAAAAUCGACGAGCCUAAUCACUUGGGAAUACCCUUCUAUUGGGUGUGGCUGCGGACGAGGACGAGGACAAAGCUGCGGACCAGCUACCGGAUUUCUUUGGGCUUGUCGCUCCAUCUAAUUAAGGAGCAUUUGGUCCAUGGCGGCGUCUACAAGAUCUGUUCAUGAUUAUUGCCCCGGUCCAUAUCGCCGCCUGGAGCUCCCUGCGAAUGACAAAUAUGCUGCCUUGCACCAGGGAUUCCAACUGGGAGUCAGAAGCGACUUCUGUUGUCUUCCAAGGAAGCCAGUCUCUCGCUGCUCUUUAAAUAAAGAUAUUUUCGCCCUCAU